Messenger RNA from Sinocyclocheilus anshuiensis, 3706 nucleotides. Its product is annotated as pleckstrin homology domain-containing family G member 5-like. Gene Ontology annotation, molecular function: guanyl-nucleotide exchange factor activity. The record is from RefSeq and is a predicted model, not a curated record. The coding region runs from base 318 to 3431 and encodes 1037 amino acids. NCBI's taxonomy places the organism in Eukaryota, Metazoa, Chordata, Actinopteri, Cypriniformes, Cyprinidae. The transcript is spliced from 15 exons. Gene Ontology annotation, biological process: Rho protein signal transduction; endothelial cell migration. Gene Ontology annotation, cellular component: axon; plasma membrane; endocytic vesicle.
UCUUUGUGUGACUAAACCACAAACCUAUCAUCCCUGUCUAAACAAUUAUAACUUUACAUGUUGUUAUGCACCCGUGAUCAACAGCUGGUUGGUUGUCAAUCACAUCAGAAAGCACUGAUGGCCCAAUCAGGUUUAUCUUCUCGGGGUGCAGCCAUGCCUGAGAUCUAAGUCUGAAGAAUCUGGUCUCGCUUGCUCAACCUGUUACUGAAGGACGGGUUAAAGACAAAUGAUAUAGAAAGAGACUGAGGACUCUGAAAGACAGAUUCAGGAAGACAAGAGGGAGAGAAAGACACCUUAAAGAUGUCUGACUGAGGAAAAUGGACUCAGUUAAAUCCAGUAAUCCAUCAAAAGGACCGGAACUGAGCAAUAUCAUGGCCCCAGAGGAAACUGCCCUCGGUGACAAGAGUGACAGACAGCGGGAGGAAAUGAAAGAGGCAGCCACAGACUCUCCUGAUGGAUUUGUUGCAGUACCAUCAGUCGUUCAGCGGAGGGCACGAGAGAAACACAGAUACAACACCGUAGGCUACCAGAAAAAGAAGCAGAGGACAGCUGUGGACUUUUCUACAGUGAGCAAGGGAACAUCUGCCGGGGUGAAGAGCAGAGUUGCAUUAAAGCAGGCACUUUUUAGCCAGGGAGUGUCUGACAAAAAUGGCACAUUUGAGGGGCAGGUGGAUGCACUGAAACAGGUUCUGGACUCUUUCAACAUACCUGCGGACCUGAGGUGGACAUGGGGGGAGGGAGGUACUGAAAGAACACUGGAAAAGAGCUGGACAGACAUAGUGCACUCUCAUGAGUCUAUGUCAAAAACCCAGCGACACCAGCAGGAGGCGCUGUGGGAGCUUCUGAAUACUGAGCUUACCUACAUCAACAAACUCACUAUUGCCAAAGAACUCGUGAUGGCAGCACUGUCACACUGUCACAGAUACGGAUUUCUUCAAGAAGUCAGCCCCACAAUGCUCUUUUCCAAUCUUCCUUCUAUCCUUGAUGCACAUCGACUUUUUUGGCAUGAAGUGAUAUAUCCAAUGUUACAAGAGGUCCGUCUCACUGGAAGCCCUUUUGACCCUCUCAGACUUGAGGCAGGAUGUUUGCAGUUUCCUGACCAUUUUCCUGCAUACUUUGAAUACUGUUUGGAAGAGGAGAGAAAUGUGGAGUUUACACGGAGACAGCUUAACACAAACCCACAAUUUCACACUUAUCUUACGUGGGUGGAGAAUCAUCCACAGUGUGGGCGAAUGAGACUCGGCGAUAUGCAGGCCAAACCACACCAGAGAAUCACCAAGUACCCUCUUUUGCUGAAAGCUGUUCAGAAGACCACAGAAGACCUCCCCACCAAAAACGCACUUGAAAGAAUGUUGAACAGUGUCAAUAAUUUUCUGGAAUCUAUCAAUAACUAUAUGCAACUGAGAGAUGAUACUCUGGCCCUUUCUGUCGCUGCUCAAAGGAUAGAGGGAUACAAGAUAGAAGGUCUGAGUGAAGAAAUAGACAAGCACGUUCGUGAGUUAUGCUGCUUUGAUUUGAUGAGCCCGGUGAGGGGGGUGGGACCAAACGUCAUACGGAAGCAACUAAUGGAAGACACUUUGAAGGUCAAAGUAAGAAAGGACACCAAGGAGCUUGUGGUCCUUCUCUUCACUGAUGUGUUGCUGAUGACCAAAAUGCAGAAGAAAUCAGACAAGCUGAAAGUAGUGCGCCCCCCUCUGCCUCUGGAGAGAAUAUACUGCAUUGAGCUCAAAGAUGGAUAUUCGUUUGUGCUGGUGGAGGUUGGUGAUCUAGGUUGUGCUGUCAGUGUGAACUUCCUGUCCACACCCAGUCCAGACAGCUGCGCGUCAUGGGUGUCUGCUCUGCGUGAGACUCAGGUGGCCUUAGAAACUUUGAGGGAAAAUGAGGCAAACAAAACACUGAAGACAACAAGUGCGACAGAGUUUGGUGAAUCAGACAGACCUCCCAUUCAGGACGAACUGUCUGUAAAAGUCACAGAGGAUCCUGAUGGCCAAUCAUUAUCUGAUAGAUCUGAUAGUGAUAUUGAGGCAGCUGAGUUGGUGAGGCCAUUUCCUUUCCCUAGGCGCAAGUCUGAGACAGAACUGUUGAUGGAUGUAGAGCAAAGUAAAGUUCAGCAGCUGGCAGAGGAUAGGAACUCUCCACUGAUUGGUCAACGGAACGAUCCGAGCCAAUCAGCUCAUGAAGAAGUUGCGGCAAAGACUGAUUCAGCUGGAUUAAAAACUGAAGAAGGGAGAAACAGGAAUUAUAGUCAGCAGUUGAAAGAGGAAGAAAUAUCAGAAAGGCGAGUUACAUGGGAACGUGGACGACGAUCAUCUGCAAAUGACAUUACACAACAGGACUUACCUGUAAGAAACCAGUCGAAUGGAUCAUACUCACUGUUUCCUGGUGGAGAUGUGGAGAAAAAUGCCACUUCUAGCCAAUCCCUGCCAAGCACUUCUGCAUCAAACAAGCCUCUAAUAACUGCAUCAACAUGUGGGGAAAUUGCAGAAACAGGGGAACCAAUGCAUCAGGAUUCAGAUGAUGACUCUCAAGAAAUCAGGAGGGACUCUUUGUACAGUCAGUCAGGAGAUGACGAGGGGUUCCUUACAGAAUCAGAGAGGUUCUCCAGGGAACUGAAGUCUCCUCUCAUUCGGAGGAGACGUGCAAAUAAUUUGCAACCAUCUGUUCCCUCUCAUAGUUCCAGGACAGAUGUGAACGGAUUGGAACUUCCCUCCAAUGGAAACCAGAGAAGAGCAUCCAACCCUUGCGUUAAACCCCAGGAUUCCCACCGAGUGCUAAAGCUGGGAUUUCUAAAAAACAACCAUGGAACGUUAUGGAAUGUUGGAAUGGAGCCAGAGCAGACACGUGAUGGGAAUUUUCAGAUGAAACCACUCAAACUAAAGACACAGAGGAGCGCCUCCAUCCCGGAGAUCAGAUCCUCUCAGAGUCCCCUCAUGCCUUCUCACAGAUGCAGCCCCUCGCCCCCUCCAGGCCUGGACCCCCAGCUUCACCCUUCUCCGCUCCAGAGCCUGCUGCAGAGGGUGAAGGAGCGGGAAAAAGAACGCGGACUGAAAAAAAGAGAGGGAAAGAUCGUAGAGAGGACUUUUUCUCACCAAGAUUCUCCUACUAUCUCCGCCUCUCCAUCACCGUCGGUCAGUGAAGGAGAGAGAGAGGCAGAAAGAGAGGAUUCUGCAGUACCCAGUAUGAUAUCUGCUCAUGGAUGGAGAGAGGGGAAUGUAGAUGGAAGUGAGGAUGAGAUGAAAGAGAGCAAUCAUGUCCUAGAGGGCAUCAGUGUGGACUGGCCAGGCUGGUGUUUUGAUGAUGAGGAGGUUUAUGACUUUGAGAACUUUGACGAUGAAGACUGGCUUGACAAGAAGCUGACCACAAAUGAGCCCCGGAGGUCAGAGGCGAAACCAUCAGAGAGGCAAUAUGAAAUAGAAUGUAGUGAGGUGUAGUCUAUUAAAUGUGUAGAGUUGUGUGAAAAGUGUUUGGAGAAAUGUAAUAUAUAAAGUUCUGUGACGUUGUUUAAUUAUUAUGUAACAUGACUAUUAUAGUCAAAUGUAUUUGAGAGAUACAUACAGCUUGCGAAAGAUUCAUUAACAUUGUGUCUAUUGUUAUUAUUAUAUUUACUUAAAUGUAUUUGUGUACAGAAUGUUUUCUCUGUAUAGCGAUAUUAAGAAACCUGUUUAUAGCUUGUAUUUUCUGUGCACAAGAAACUAAAAUAAAUUAA